Messenger RNA from Protomyces lactucae-debilis, 771 nucleotides. RefSeq names its product GTP cyclohydrolase-2. The transcript has a single exon. Gene Ontology annotation, molecular function: GTP cyclohydrolase II activity. Gene Ontology annotation, biological process: riboflavin biosynthetic process. Lineage: Eukaryota; Fungi; Ascomycota; Taphrinomycetes; Taphrinales; Protomycetaceae. The record is from RefSeq and is a predicted model, not a curated record. The annotation marks the transcript as partial.
AAACCGCUCCCGAAGGUGGUCUGCAAUGUGAGAGGCAGGAUACCCAUGGUUGCAGGCUACGAGGCCUUCCUACAUGGUUAUGCGAAUGAUCAAGACAGCAAGGAGCAUCUCGCGAUUGUAUUCGGCGAUCACAUACACAGCAAGUCGCUCUUCAAAGCGCGGCCCAAUGAGACAGAGAUGGACAGAUUGGCGCGCGGUGCUUUUGAGGGUCAACUAUGGCCGGGACGGACAACAUCUAGGCUCACGGAUGAACAACGAGCCCAACUGCCUGAGAAGAUACCGCCGAGAGAUCCGCCGCUUGCGAGAAUUCACUCAGAGUGUUACACUGGCGAGACAAUCGGGUCUGCGCGCUGCGAUUGUGGCGACCAGCUCAACGAUGCCGCUUCCUUGAUUGCAGCGAGCGGUAAUGGCGUCAUUGUCUACCUACGCCAAGAGGGACGCGGCAUUGGCUUGUUUGAAAAGAUGAAGGCCUACAACUUGCAAGAUCUCGGCAACGAUACUAUGGAAGCGAAUCUCAUGUUACAUCAUCCUGCAGAUGCAAGAGACUAUGGCAUUGCCACGAGUAUCUUGCUGGAUCUGGGCUGCACAGAGUUGGAUCUUCUGACCAACAAUCCCCUCAAAAUCACUGCUGUUGAAGGUCCAAAUAAAGAGGUCAAGGUACGGCGGCGGAUAGAAAUGCAGCCACGUACCUGGCAAGGGAAGGAAGGUGUACAUGGCGAAGAGUUUGACAAGUACAUCAGUACAAAGCGGGACAAGAUGGGCCACUUGCUG